ACCACUUCUCAUGAUGACGGGGGACACGGCAGUCCAUCAUUGGGUAGAGCGGGGUCAUUGGCACUUGCGAAACGGACCGUGUGUCCCCAGGAAGGCACCGCUCCUUCCCCGGCUCCCUGAGAGCCAUCUGCAAACCAGAGCAAGGACUGUGCAAUUUUGAGGGUGAACACCAUCCAGGCAGGAGUUCGGUUGGUGGCGAGUAACCGAGAGGAACUUUCAACAAAAAAAAGAAACCGAAACUCAUUCAUCUGUGAAGCAGCAUCUCAGAACUUUCACAAGCGAGGGCUUUGCAAGAGACUGACGCCUAAUUAAUUUUUAAAGAAAGGUUUGAUGCAAUGUGUUAUUUUCUGGUACUUUAUAAUCGCUGCAGAAGAAACGCUUGUGGGGAGGGGCGAUUUUGUUUUAAACAGUAGGUUGUGGAUCUAACAUCCGAAUUAGCCAAUCUUGGAACUGAAUGAUAACUGUCGCUGGAAACACAGUUGUUUGCAGAGAUCUAACUACAAACAGAAGCUGUGAAGAUUGAUUAAUUGAAGAAUCCGAUGUUAAUAAGUGUAUCAGCCAUGAUCCUGAUUAAAGCAGUAAUCGUUCUAUUACAUGCCUGCACUUUGACCCUGGGACAACCACUGAAGCAAGCAAGAUCUCCGAUUACAACCAACAAGCCAUUUAUAACUGUGUGGAAUGCUCCAACUGAGGCCUGCCAAUCCUUGUUUGGUAUUGAUCUCAAUCUGGGAAUAUUUGACAUAAUUGCAAAUCAAAAUGACUCCUUAAUCGGACAAAAUGUUGCCAUCUUUUAUGACAAUAAGCUGGGCUUUUACCCCUAUUACACAGCAAGUGGUGUUUCUGUAAAUGGGGGCGUCCCGCAGAAUGCCAGUUUGAAAGACCAUCUUGCAAAGGCCCAAGUUGAUGUGGAAAAGCUAAUACCUUUGAAAAACUUUAGCGGAUUGUCUGUCAUUGACUGGGAGGCUUGGAGGCCUUCCUGGAUAAGGGACUGGGCUCAGAAAGACAUUUAUCGUAAAAAAUCUGAAGAGCUGGUGCGAACAAAACAUCCUGAUUGGCCUGAGAGUCAGGUGCUUAAGCAAGCACAAACUGAGUAUGAACAAGCUGCCCGUGAUUUUAUGGCAUUGACAUUGAAUAUGGCAAAAGGCCUUAGGCCUGGGGGCUUGUGGGGCUACUAUGGCUUUCCCUGUUGCUAUAACAGUGUCAUUUCCAAAAAUUACACUGGAGAAUGUCCAGAUAUCGAGCUGGAGAGGAAUGACCACCUGAUGUGGCUCUGGAGGGAAAGCAUGGCCUUGUAUCCAAGCAUCUACCUGGAUCGUAAACUUCAGUCAACAGAGAAUGCACUCAAGUUUGUUCAUUAUCGAAUCAAAGAGGGACUCCGACUUGCUCAGCUGGGAGCAAAUCACAGCUUGCCUAUCUUUCCCUAUGCUCGGAUUGUGUACGCCAACACUACAGACUUCCUGACUGAGAUUGACUUGGUCCACACAAUUGGAGAGAGUGCAGCAAUGGGAGCUGCAGGGAUCGUGCUUUGGGGGAACUCCGAUUAUGCCAAAUCUCAGGAGUCCUGCCUUGCUCUGAAAGCAUAUAUCAAUGAAACAUUGGGUAACUAUAUUGUUAAUGUAACAAAUGCUGCAAUUAUCUGCAGCCGAUUGUUGUGCACAGACCAUGGCAGAUGUGUGCGAAUGAACAAAGAUACCCACUCUUAUCUGCACUUAAACACCGACAUCUUUAGAAUAGGAGUGAAUCCUUCAGGUGAAGGCCUAGCAUUCUUCCUGCAAGGACAGACAGCUGAGAAGGACAUGAAAAAAAUGGCUGCCACAUUUCAUUGCCACUGCUACAAUGGAUGGACAGGGGAACACUGUGAGAUCACAAAUGGAUAGACCAGUGAUGCUUAAAGUGAACAAAUGCCAACCUGCAGUUAUAGCUUACUUUCAUUUUGUUUGGUGGGUUUACCGUCGACGAGGUAAAUAUUGAAAAUCCUAUAAAUACUCAGCAAGUCUGGCAAAAGAAAUCCAAAGAACUGCGGACACUGAAAAUCAGAAACAAAAUCAGAAAUUGCUGGAAACACUCAGCAGGACUAGCAGCAUUUAUGGAGAGAAAAAAGGGCUCAUAUUCCAGUGACCUUUCUUCAAAACGAUCUGGCAGUGCAGGUGAGAAAAAAACAGCGUUCUGUCGUAGAGUCCUGCAGCAUGGAGACAGGCCCUUUGGCCCAAACUGAUCCAUGCCAACCAAACCGUCCAUCCACGCUAACCCCAUUUCCUUACACUUGGCCCAUAUCCUUCUAAAGCUUUCCUCUUUAUGUAUUUGUCCAAAUGCCUUUUAAAUGUUAUUAAUGUACCCGCCUCAACCGCUUCUGCUGGCAGCUCAUUCCAUAGGCGUACUACCUUCUGUGUGAAAAUGUUGCCCGUCAGGUUCCCUUUUAUUCUUUCCCCUCUAACCUUAAACUGAUGCCCUGAAGUUCUCAAUUCCCCAACCCUGGGAAAAAGACUGAGUGCAUUCACCCUAUCCAUGCCUCUUAUGAUUUUAUACACUGCUAUAAGAUCCCCCCUCAGUCUCCUCAUCUCUAAAGAAAAAAGUCCUAGUUUAUCCAACCUCUCCCUAUAACACAGAUCCUUGAGUCCUGGCAACGUUCUUGUAAAUUUCUUCUGCACUCCUUACAGUUUAAUAACAUCCUUCCUAUAGCAAGGUGACCAAAACUGAACACAAUACUCCAAGUGCAGCCUCACCAACAUCCUGUACAACUGCAACAUAACUUCCCAAUUUCUAAACUCAGUGCCCUGACUGAUGAAGGCCACUGUGCCAAAAGCCUUCUUCACUGCCCUGUCUACCUGUGAAUAACCUUCCAUAUUGUUUAUGAUACCACCUACUUUAGUGUCAUCUGCAGACUUUCUAAUCAUGCCUUGUAUGUUCUCAUCCAAAUUAUUGAUAUAGGUAACAAACAGCAAUAUGCCUAGCACGACCUCUGAGGUAUGAUGUUUCUGAUGUAUUAGCCUUGAUUUUCUUUCUAUUGAUGCUGCCUGAUCUGAAACGUAUAACCAACAUUUUAAGUUUCAACUUCCAAUUUCCUGGACUUGCAGUGUUUGUGUUUGUGUCAUACACACAUAGGAACAAACAAUUUAGGAGCAGAUUUUGGCCAUUCAGCCCCUCAAGUCUGCUCCGCCAUUCAGUAAGAUCACAGAUGAUGUGAUUAUUCCACAUUCCCAUAAACCCCAAAGAGUAGGUUCAUUUAGGAUUUGCAUCUGGAACACCGUGCACCCAAAGUGAGAACUUACCCCGAGACCAUUAAAUUUGCUUUCUUCUGGUGUCAUCAGCAUGUACAGAAUAAAUAUUCAAUAAAACACUUUUUCCCACUAA
This is a messenger RNA of Hemiscyllium ocellatum (epaulette shark), 3351 nucleotides long. RefSeq names its product hyaluronidase-like. The record is from RefSeq and is a predicted model, not a curated record. The transcript has 4 exons. Lineage: Eukaryota; Metazoa; Chordata; Chondrichthyes; Orectolobiformes; Hemiscylliidae. Gene Ontology annotation, molecular function: hyalurononglucosaminidase activity. Gene Ontology annotation, biological process: hyaluronan catabolic process; carbohydrate metabolic process. Bases 540 to 1877 code for a protein of 445 amino acids.